CCCUAAUAUAUUUUCGAAAACAAACUCACAAGUUCUCUCUAUUGCUCAGUGCCUUUGUCGUUCUCGGCCAUUGCUUCGAUCCUUCGCCACUGCUGCUGCUGCAUCGUUCUCCGCUGUUGCUUCUUUCCGCUGCUCUUCUCUUCUUCUCUCGCAGAAGCAACUCUUGAUAUUUUAUUCGAGAAAGAAUGGAAUUUUGUCCAACCUGUGGAGUUCUGUUACGUUACGAAUUGCCAAACAUGGGACAGUCUGCUAGAUUCUAUUGCUCUACUUGCCCCUAUGUUUGUUCUAUAGAGAGCAGGGUUAAAAUAAAGAGAAAGCAGCAGCUCAUCAAAAAAGAAAUUGAGCCAGUUUUUACCCUUGAUGACAUGAUGAAAGGGGGUUCUGAAACUGAAGCAACAUGUCCUCAUUGCAACUUUGGAAGGGCCCGUUUCCAGUCUCUACAGAUUCGGUCAGCUGAUGAGCCGGCAACAACAUUUUACUUUUGCUUGAAUGAGAAGUGUUCAAGAGUGUGGCGUGAGGAGUAGCUAUAUUUUGCAUGUAUAGUUUAUUUUUAGAAGACCUCUCGAGUUUUGACAAGGAGACCUUUACAUCUGAUGGUUUUUAAAACUUGAUGUAUUGGGUUGCUUAACCCAUUCUGAUGAUAUAGGGCAGCCUAUUCUACAAACUGUCGAUCAUUGUUGAUUUGUAUGAGGAUAAUAAUAUUAUAUAGGAAGUUUUGGAUUCUUUUCUCGA
Messenger RNA from Ricinus communis (castor bean), 732 nucleotides. RefSeq names its product DNA-directed RNA polymerase III subunit RPC10. The transcript is spliced from 4 exons. Gene Ontology annotation, molecular function: DNA-directed RNA polymerase activity; zinc ion binding; nucleic acid binding. Gene Ontology annotation, cellular component: RNA polymerase III complex. Gene Ontology annotation, biological process: DNA-templated transcription; termination of RNA polymerase III transcription. The record is from RefSeq and is a predicted model, not a curated record. The coding region runs from base 186 to 524 and encodes 112 amino acids. NCBI's taxonomy places the organism in Eukaryota, Viridiplantae, Streptophyta, Magnoliopsida, Malpighiales, Euphorbiaceae.